Messenger RNA from Raphanus sativus (radish), 613 nucleotides. RefSeq lists its product as uncharacterized. The record is from RefSeq and is a predicted model, not a curated record. The coding region runs from base 94 to 486 and encodes 130 amino acids. Gene Ontology annotation, biological process: endoplasmic reticulum to Golgi vesicle-mediated transport; intracellular protein transport. The transcript has a single exon. Gene Ontology annotation, cellular component: endoplasmic reticulum membrane; endoplasmic reticulum. Lineage: Eukaryota; Viridiplantae; Streptophyta; Magnoliopsida; Brassicales; Brassicaceae.
CACACGUGUUCUAAGUUCCUUAACCUCUCCCUCUCUGAAAAUUCAAGCUGCGAAGAAGAGAUUCAGAUCUAACCUUUUGAUCGAUCAGUGAGAAUGGCUCUCGAAUGGGUUGUGCUAGGUUACGCCGCGGCGGCCGAAGCGAUCAUGGUGAUCCUUCUGACGAUGCCGGGGCUCGACGGACUCCGCAAGGGAUUGGUCGCCGUCACGCGUAACCUCCUGAAACCGUUUCUGUCGAUAGUCCCGUUCUGCCUCUUCCUGUUGAUGGACAUCUACUGGAAGUACGAGACGAUGCCAUCGUGCGACGGAGAUUCCUGCACGCCGUCGGAGCACCUCCGUCACCAGAAAUCGAUGAUGAAAUCCCAGCGAAACGCGCUUCUCAUCGCGGCGGCGCUCGUGUUCUACUGGAUCCUCUUCUCUGUUACCAGUCUGGUUGUUAAGAUCGAGCAGCUUAACCAGCGGAUCGAGAGGCUCAACAACAAGGAUUAAUCGUCCUUCCUUCGAGUCUCUUUUUACUGUUUCUCUGUUUGAAACUGUUUACUGUUUGUUUUUUACUGAUUAAAAUUGAAUUUUGAUUUAACUCAGAAUCUUCUAUGCAAGACAAGCAUUGAUGACA